This is a messenger RNA of Myotis daubentonii (Daubenton's bat), 3041 nucleotides long. Its product is annotated as zinc finger protein OZF-like. Gene Ontology annotation, biological process: regulation of DNA-templated transcription. The coding region runs from base 1 to 1368 and encodes 455 amino acids. The transcript is spliced from 2 exons. NCBI's taxonomy places the organism in Eukaryota, Metazoa, Chordata, Mammalia, Chiroptera, Vespertilionidae. The record is from RefSeq and is a predicted model, not a curated record. Gene Ontology annotation, molecular function: DNA-binding transcription factor activity, RNA polymerase II-specific; RNA polymerase II cis-regulatory region sequence-specific DNA binding.
AUGUUACAGAGUACAUAUAAUGAAGAGAGAAGUCACCAAUGCAAUGACUCUCAGAAAAACUUUAACCAAGGGUCAAAUUCUAAUAACCAUCAGAGAGCUCAGCUUCCACAGAACAAGUAUAAAUGUCCUAAAGUCUUUGAAAAAAGGUCAAAUGUUUUUAUACCUCAGAGUAUUCUUACUGUAAAGACAGAAAGUUUUAGUGAAUGUGCCAAGUCUUCCAAGCAAGCAAAUCUUACUGAACAUAAAAGUGCUCAUAUUGAGGAGGAGUCUCUCCUGUGUAAUCACUACGUGAAAGUGUUUAGUCAGUCUUCUAAGUUAAAUAUACAUAAGGAAAUCCAUACUGCAGAGAAGCCUUACAAAUGCAAAGAAUGUGAUAAAGCCUUUAAGUGGCAGGCAAAUGUUAUUUUACAUCAGAGAAUUCAUACUGGAGAGAAGCCUUAUAAAUGUAGAGAAUGUGGCAAAGCUUUUAUCCAGAGCUCACAUCUUACUCGGCAUCAGAUCAUUCAUUCUGGAGAGAAGCCUUAUAAAUGCAGAGAAUGUGGCAAAACUUUUAUCCAGAGCUCACAUCUUACUCGACAUCAGAUAAUUCAUUCUGGAGAGAAGCCUUAUAAAUGUACUGAAUGUGGCAAAGCUUUUAGCCACUGUUCAAACCUUAGCCAUCAUCAGAGAAUUCAUACUGGACUAAAGCCUUAUAAAUGUAGAGAAUGUGGUAAAACCUUUAUCCGGAGCUCAAAUCUUACUCAACAUCAGAGGAUUCAUUCUGGAGAGAAGCCUUAUACAUGUAGAGAAUGUGGCAAAGCCUUUACCCAGGGCUCACAGCUUACUAAACAUCAGAAAAUUCAUUCUGGAGAGAAGCCUUAUAAAUGUGGAGAAUGUGGCAAAGCCUUUACCCGGGGCUCACAUCUUAAUCAACAUCAGAAUAUUCAUUCUGGAGAGAAGCCAUAUAAAUGUGGAGAAUGUGGCAAAGCCUUUCGCUGGUAUUCAGCCUUUUCCAAACAUCAGAGAAUUCAUUCUGGAGAGAAGCCUUAUGAAUGUAGAGAAUGUGGCAAAACCUUUACCCGGAACUCAAAUCUUACUCAACAUCAGAGAAUUCAUUCUGGUGAGAAACCUUAUACAUGUAGAGAAUGUGGCAAAGCCUUUAUCGAGAGCUCACAACUUGCUAAACAUCAGAAAAUUCAUUGUGGGGAAAAGCCCUAUAAAUGUAGAGAAUGUGGCAAAGCCUUUACCCGGGGCUCACAUCUUACUCAACAUCAGAAUAUUCAUUCUGGAGAGAAACCCUAUAAAUGUACAGAAUGUGGCAAAGUCUUUAGCUGGUAUUCGGCCUUUUCCAAACAUCAGAGAAAUCACUCAGGACACAAACCCUUAUAAAUGUGUAGAUGUCAAAAUGCCUUCACAUCAUAUUUAAACAUUUAUAGCAUCAAAGGACUCAGCUAUAGAGAAGCCUUAGAAACACAGAAUGUGGCAAAGCCUUUACCCACUGCUCAAAUCUUACCAAAUAUAUGAGAAUGCACACCUGAGAGAAGCUUUACAAAUGUGAAAAGUAUGACAAAGCCUUUAACCUUGCUAUAGCUGUACUCAAUAUUGGGAAAUUCAUAGAGAAUAGAAGCAAUCUAUGUAAUAAAAGCCUAAGCAACCUUUACAGCAAAACAUCCAGAAUGACUGGCUGCUAUGAUGCUCACUGACCACCACGGGGCAGACACUCAACAUAGGAGCUGCCCUCUGGUGGUCAGUGCACUCCCACAGGGGGAGCACUCCUCAGCCAGAAGCCAGGCUCAUGGCUUGUGAGCGCAGUGUUGGUGGUGGGAGCCUCUCCUGCCUCCGCAGCAGUGUUGAGGAGCAGCGAGCCAAGUGGUAAGAAGCAGUGAGUAGGCAGGUGGUAAGUAGUGAGUGGUCCUGGACUGCGAGAUGGAUAUCCGACUGCUGGCUUAGGCCUGUUCCGCAUGUGGAGCAGGCCUAAGCUAGCAGGUGGACAUCCCCCAAGGGGUCCUGGACUGUGAGAGGGCACUGGCCGGGCUUAAGGACCCCCCCCCACUCCAGUGCACAAAUUCUGUACACUGGGCCUCUAGUAUAAAUAUAAAGAAUAUGGAAAAAAUUCCAACCAUUGCCCAAACCUCACUAAAUAUCAUACCAGAGAGAAGGCUUACAAUGCAGAGAAUUUGAUAACACCUUUACCCAGUGUUGAAACCUUAAUCAAUAUCACAUAAUUUAUGCUUUACUGAAAGAAUAAAAAUAUAAACAAUGUGGCAAAACCUUUUACCAUUGCUGAAGCCUCAAUGUACUUUAGAGCCGCGGUUGCCAACCUUUCAGACCUCAAUGGACCACCAGUGGUCCGUGGACUACCGGUUGGCGACCGCUGCUUUUGAGAAUUUAUAGUGGAGAGAAGCCAUGCAAAUAUAAAAUGUUCAGCAAAGAUUGUUUUCAGCACUUAUAGGUACAUCUUAACUGCCACAUGAGUAUUCUUACUGGAGAAAAACUUAAAAUGUUAAAGAAUGUGCAAACCCUAUACCUGAACCUACAAUCUUCCUUCAUAUCAGAGAAUGCAUACUUAUGAGAAAUUCUACCUUUGAUAUAAAUGAUAAAAAAUAUUUUCUCACAAUACAUACUUCAGAAUAUCCCACAGCAUUUGUGCUUGAAAGUGAUUUUAAUAAAAUUAAAUGUAUAAUAUCAGAGAAUUCACAGUAGAAAGUAGUAAGUCAGUAACACUUUUCAAAUAUGACUUUAAAUCAGAAUACUUAUUUUAGAGAAUCUAGUAAGGAAAGUUACAUGAUAUUUUAGUAUAAAUCAGAAUAGCAAGGGGAUGAAUAUUAGGACAAAUGUAAUUGUCUCCACUGAAUUCUUUUUUGUUACAACAGUUAUAAAAGUUUGUGACUUUUUUUAAACAAAAGUAUUCAUGUGAUUUCCAUCUCAAUUCAUUUCAUGAUCUUUGAAUGCUUGUAAUGUGUAUUUCAACCCUAAGCAAUAUAUUGUGCUUGCAAUACUUUAUUUAGACUAUGUGUGGACUUAGUAUGUUCAUUAAUAAAGAUGAAGUAAUUGAAAUAUGU